CAUGAACGGGGAAGAAAAAAACAAUUUUUGCAAAGACGCGGCACUGAACCAUGCAGAGGUGACAACGGAAGAAAAGCACGCGGAAGCGGUACCAGAAAAUCUAACAUGUCUAAUUUGCUAUGAUGACAUAGACGAAAGCAACUACAUCGAAUAUAAAACCAGCCAAUUUAGCGAGUGGCACCCGAGCAUGUUCUGCCAAAACUGCACAGGCAUAUUAAUACAAACCCAGUACCAUAAGUAUAUAAAUAACGUGCAAAAGUCAGAGUGCCUGAGGGAACAGAAAAACCUACUUGAAAUGGGACCUCCAAUAAAUGUAAAGGACAAAAACGGCUUUCCCCUCUCAGAUGGAAAUGAAAUUUACUGCCUUUGGUACUUUUGCGAUAAAAAAAUUCACUCGGCAAAGUUGGAUGGCAGCUUGGCGGGCGAGGAACGAAUGAAGUUGUGGAAUGAGUUAAAAAAUUUUCUCAUAAAAGAGGAGAAAACGGACAAAGCGGAGAAGGGUCAAGACAAUUCUGCAGAUAUCCAGCACAGUGGCGGCCGCUCGAGUCUAGAGGGCCCGCGGUUCGAAGGUAAGCCUAUCCCUAACCCUCUCCUCGGUCUCGAUUCUACGCGUACCGGUCAUCAUCACCAUCACCAUUGA
Molecule: messenger RNA, 640 nt
Organism: Plasmodium vivax (malaria parasite P. vivax)
Lineage: Eukaryota; Apicomplexa; Aconoidasida; Haemosporida; Plasmodiidae
Exons: 1
Coding region: 2-640 (212 amino acids)
Source: RefSeq, a predicted model, not a curated record